This is a messenger RNA of Aspergillus terreus NIH2624, 1542 nucleotides long. It is a transcript of the gene spp2, whose product is annotated as spliceosome ATPase-activating subunit SPP2. The record is from RefSeq and is a predicted model, not a curated record. Bases 1 to 1542 code for a protein of 513 amino acids. Gene Ontology annotation, biological process: mRNA splicing, via spliceosome. Gene Ontology annotation, cellular component: spliceosomal complex. NCBI's taxonomy places the organism in Eukaryota, Fungi, Ascomycota, Eurotiomycetes, Eurotiales, Aspergillaceae. Gene Ontology annotation, molecular function: nucleic acid binding. The transcript has a single exon.
AUGUCAAACUCGACAAAACCCUUCUCGCUCUCCCUCGGCGGAUCAUCCACGCAGAGCAAGAAGACCUCAUUCAACCUCCAAAAAUCAAGCAACACAUCGAACGACCCCUCGAGUCGAACCGCUCUCCCGCGUCGCCCUCACCAGCUUCAUCACGAUGAAGAAUCCGACGACGACGCCGACGGCGGCGCGCCCGUCCACGAAGCCGUAACAGGCUUCGACACUCUCACCGGCACAGCCAUCGCCGCCGACGGCUCCCACGAGAAACGCGACCUUGUCAUUCCCGUGACCAGCACCAACAACUGGCGCGACCGGCCGGGUGUCAACCUCCGCCGCGGCAAGAAGAACCUCCUCCCCAAGGAAGUUCAGGCGAUCCAGGAAGCGGCGAAACGCGGCGAGACGGCCGGCGACAAUGUCGAGACGGAGCGGCCGAGCAUGGAGUACGGGCUGAGCUUUGCGCAGCGCAAGGAGGACAACAAUGUUACCGAUACCGCUACGGCCGUCGCAGCCCCGUCCGCGGGGGACCAGCCCAUGGCGGACGCGGCGGAGCAGCUGCCACGCAAACCACUCACGCAAGACGAGAUCGCGCUCAAUGCGCUGAUCCGCGAGAGCAAGGGGGAGAUGGAGGCGCGGUCGGAUCUGGUGAUUGAGUCGGCGGGCGCGGACGGGCCGGGCGAACGGUACGACGAGACGACCUCGUUCAAGGCGGACGUGGCGUCCCGCCCGGAGCCGGCGUCGCUGGAGCAGUACAAUGCGAUUCCGGUGGAGGAGUUUGGGGCUGCGCUGCUGCGGGGCAUGGGCUGGAAGGAGGGCCAGGCUGUCGGGAAGGGCAAGUACGGGAAUUCUGCGUCUGCGGGGGCGGACCGGCCGCGGAUUCCGGAGCGGCGGCCUGGGUUCCUGGGGAUUGGGGCGAAGGAUUCAGGGAAGGGCGGGGCGGAGGCGGAGCUGGGGGCUUGGGGACGGGCGGCGAUGCGCAAGGGCGCGCGGAAGGGUGGGAAGGAAGGAGAGGAAGGGAAUACCGAGGGCGUGUAUAUGCCUGUCAUGAUGCGGAAUAAGAAGACGGGGGAUUUCGUCACGGAGGAGGAGCUCGCGCUGCAGAAGAAGGAGGCUGCCAAGGCGAAACGCGACGAGGACGACUGGAAGGAGCGGCGGGAUCGCAAUCUCGAGAGGAGUGGCCGUGACAGGGACAGAGGCCGGGAUCGAGAUUCUCGGCGGCGGGAUGAUCGUGAUGAUGAGGACAGCGAUCGCUACGACAGCCGGCGGUCGUCUCGACGAGACAGGAGUCGCUCGUCCGGGGACCGGCAUUCACGGCGCCGGAAGCACGACGAUGACGAUGACCGAUACUAUCGCGACAGAGGUUCAGACCGUGAGCGUGAGCGUGAUCGUGAUCGUGCUCGAGACCGGGACCGGGACCGCGAGAGACGGAGAUAUCGGGAUGAUGACCGGCAUUCGUCAAGUGCUUCAAGCAGACAUGGCCGGGAUCGAGACCGCGAUCGAGAUAGCGACGACUCUUAUCGGCGGAGGCGUCAUGAUGAUAGACGAUGA